UACGCAAAAAAGGCUUUGUUUGUUCAAAUACUGUGUGGGAUCUAAAGGAACCCUUGUGUUACCCUGUCAGGUUACCAUGUCCAACAACAAAGUUAUACACAAAAUUUAUCCAAUCAACACCCUUACAUCAGGAAACUUAUUUAUCUCAUCUCUAUAAAAACUCACAUGGUAAGUGAAUCCCUGCAGAGUUUCAUUUCUCCUAUUGGAAUAUUCAGUCUCCCGCUUCUCCAAAGAUGGCAUCUCUUCUAUACGCUGUUUCCGCUGUGCUGGCCGUAUCUAUGGUCACUGCAAAAAGCUAUGGUCCAGGUGGAAUGGGCGGCGGGAUGAUGUCAGGUGGAAUAGGCGGUGGAUUGAUGUCAAUGGGAGGCAUAGGUUCCAUGGGCGGUAUAGGUUCCAUGGGCGGUAGUAUGGGUGGCAUUGGAUCUAUGAGCACGAGCAUGAUGCCCCUAAGUAAAAUGAUGGGAAGCAUGGGCGGUAUUGGAUCAAUGGGCAGCAUUGGAGGUAUUGGAUCCAUGGGCGGCAUGGGCGGCAUUGGUUCAAUGGGAGGCAUGGGCGGCAUUGGUUCAAUGGGAAGCAUGGGCGGCAUUGGUUCAAUGGGAAGCAUGGGCGGAAUAGGAUCUAUGGGCGGAAGAAUGAAUAUGAAAUCAAUGGGUGGCAUUGGAUCUAUGGGAUCCAUAGGCAGUAUGGGAUCCAUGGGAAGUAUUGGAUCUAUGAGAGGCAUAGGAUCCAUGGGUGGCAUUGGAUCUAUGGGAUCCAUGGGCAGCAUGGGAUCUAUAGGCGGCAUUGGAUCCAUGGGAUCCAUGGGCAGUAUUGGAUCUAUGAGAAGCAAAGGAUCCAUGGGUAGUAUUGGAUCUAUGGGAGGUAUCGGAUCCAUGGGUGGCAUUGGAUCAAUGGGAUCCAUGGGAUCCAUGGGCGGCAUUGGAUCUAUGGGUGGUAUUGGAUCUAUAGGAUCCAUGGGCAGCAUGGGAUCCAUGGGCAGUAUUGGAUCUAUGGGAGGCAAAGGAUUGAUGGGAGGCAUUGGAUCUAUGGGAGGAUUGGGAUCCAUGGGCGGCAUUGGAUCUAUGGGAGGAUUGGGAUCUAUGGGCGGUAUUGGUUCUAUUGGCGGUAUGAGAUCCAUGGGCGGUAUCGGAUCUAUGAGUGGCAUGGGAGGCAUUGGAAUGAAAGCUCGAUAUUAAUACUCGUCAACUAUCAAGGCCACUAUAAAUCAUUUUCAUGUGUAUUUUGUUUAUAUUUAAUAAAUAUAUGCAGUAUAAAAUUA
Molecule: messenger RNA, 1258 nt
Organism: Saccostrea cuccullata (small rock oyster)
Lineage: Eukaryota; Metazoa; Mollusca; Bivalvia; Ostreida; Ostreidae
Product: PE-PGRS family protein PE_PGRS16-like
Exons: 5
Coding region: 234-1175 (313 amino acids)
Source: RefSeq, a predicted model, not a curated record